Loxodonta africana (African savanna elephant) is the source of this 1892-nucleotide messenger RNA. RefSeq names its product N-alpha-acetyltransferase 10, NatA catalytic subunit (gene NAA10). NCBI's taxonomy places the organism in Eukaryota, Metazoa, Chordata, Mammalia, Proboscidea, Elephantidae. Gene Ontology annotation, cellular component: NatA complex. Bases 111 to 818 code for a protein of 235 amino acids. Gene Ontology annotation, molecular function: protein-N-terminal-glutamate acetyltransferase activity; protein N-terminal-serine acetyltransferase activity. The transcript has 8 exons. The record is from RefSeq and is a predicted model, not a curated record. Gene Ontology annotation, biological process: N-terminal protein amino acid acetylation.
GGGGCGCACCGCCCCUUCCGCCGUCGUCCCCGUGGGCCCGUCCCCAGCCCCGCCCGGUCGCACCGGUGGCACUCACCACCCGCUCGGACUCGGGACCCCCCGCCGCCGUCAUGAACAUCCGCAAUGCGAGGCCCGAGGACCUAAUGAACAUGCAGCACUGCAACCUUCUCUGCCUGCCCGAGAACUACCAGAUGAAGUAUUAUUUUUACCACGGGCUCUCCUGGCCCCAGCUCUCUUAUAUCGCGGAGGAUGAGAAUGGGAAGAUUGUGGGGUAUGUCCUGGCCAAAAUGGAAGAAGACCCAGAUGAUGUACCCCAUGGACACAUCACAUCGUUGGCUGUGAAGCGUUCACAUCGACGUCUUGGCCUGGCACAGAAGCUGAUGGACCAGGCUUCCCGAGCUAUGAUCGAGAACUUCAACGCCAAAUAUGUCUCACUGCAUGUCAGGAAGAGUAACCGGGCUGCCCUGCACCUCUAUUCCAACACCCUCAACUUUCAGAUCAGUGAAGUGGAACCCAAAUACUACGCAGAUGGGGAAGACGCUUAUGCCAUGAAGCGGGAUCUCACUCAGAUGGCAGAUGAGCUGAGGCGGCAGCUGGAGCUGAAGGAGAAGGGCAGGCACGUGGUACUGGGGCCCAUCGAGAACAAGGUGGAGGCUAAAGGCAAUUCACUUCCAAACUCGGGCGAGGCCUGCCGGGAGGAGAAGGGCCUGGCUGCUGAGGAUAGUGGUGGUGACAGCAAGGACCUCAGUGAGGUCAGUGAGACCACGGAGAGCACCGAUGUCAAGGACAGCUCAGAGGCCUCUGACUCGGCCUCCUAGAGCCUGCCGCAGCACUUCUCCCUGCCCACUGUGCCUCCGCUCACCCUGGCCUGCCCUAGCCCAGCCCCACCUGAGUAGGUUUCCCAAUAAAGCUCACCCUGUGGCCUUGGGUAAUCUGUGUGUGUGUGCACAUUUGAGUGGGCAAGCCUUUCUUCCGCCCUUCUGUGUCUGCGUGGACAUGAACCGGACAGUCUUUUGGCCCAGACCAUCCUGCCAAGUCCAAGUAGAAGGGAAGAGUCUUUCCAGGGCUUCGGUGGUGGGCUCCCAGUGGCUUGCGCUUCUGCCCUGUUGGAUGGCCUUUAGACCCAGAGGAGGAAGACUGGAGUUCUGGGAGAGAUCCUUUCCAGCCCAGACUGCCUUGGUGGGCCUCAGCAUCCUCAUGAGUAUUUCAGGGUUGAACUGGAUGACACUAGUUCCCGGACUGACUGUUCUGAGGGGCAGGCCUGGGCCAGCCAGCACAAAGGUGUUUCUGCUACCCCUGGUCUCCUUUCUGGCCUCCGCUUGGGCCCUUACAGUGAGCGUCGGUAUUGCCCAGGGUCCCACCUUCAGCCUAUGCUCUCUGCUGCCAGCUCUCCAGUUCACAGCUCCGAGACGCUUAUGUCUAACUGCUCAUCUGCAGAUAACUACAGAUGUCCUAUCUGGGUAACGGCCCAGCCAUCUGCCAGGUUGCCCAGGCUUUGUCAACUACCCAUCCUUGACUUCUCCCUCUCUUGUCUCGUCGAAACGGUCACCAAGUCCUGCAUGUCCCACUACUGUAAUACCUCUUGACCGUACUCAUUAAAAAAAAAAAAAAAAGGACUCGUUUUUAGUAGUUUUAGACUUACAGAAUCCUGAACAGAUAGUACGUAAAAAGUUCCAUCUCCUCCACCCCUCAUCCCCACGGUUGCCCAGCUGUUAUCUUGCAUUCGUGUGGUGUACUUGUUAUAAUCGAUGAACCCUUUGAAACAUUACUAGCCACAGUCUACGGUUGACACCAGGGGUCACUCGGUGUGCUGCGUAAUGACGUGUCCACCGCUCUCAGGGGCUCACCCUAACUCUGGUGCUGCGCCUUUUGUCCCUGCCCUUCCCUCGGCC